Molecule: messenger RNA, 660 nt
Organism: Syzygium oleosum
Lineage: Eukaryota; Viridiplantae; Streptophyta; Magnoliopsida; Myrtales; Myrtaceae
Exons: 4
Coding region: 1-660 (219 amino acids)
Molecular function (GO): nucleic acid binding
Source: RefSeq, a predicted model, not a curated record
AUGGCCGAAAGAAUCAUAGGGAAGGUCAAGUGGUUUAGCGACCAGAAGGGCUUCGACUUCAUAACCCCCGACGACGGCUCUAAGGAUCUCUUCGUCCACCAGUCCUCCAUCCAGUCCCGGGGCUUCCGCAGCCUCGCUGAGGGCGAGACCGUCGAGUUCCAGAUCAAGUGCGACUCAUUAUCCUCAUCGAUUUCAGGACCGUCGAGGAUUCUUUCCUUUGGGUUCAGUCUUUCAGAUCUAAAGCUCCUUGGCCUGGUGUCUUCUUCAUCUUGGUGUAUGUCUUCUUCAACCCAAAGGAUCCUUGGCUACAGUGGGGGUAGUUACGGCGGGGCGGCAACGGUGGCGGCGGGAGAGGAAGAGGAGGAGGCGGCUACGGCCGAGGCGGAAGCUGCUCAUGGGCAGCUUGAGGAGUCAGUGGAUGCAGCGGUAAGAAGCAGAAGCAAGCCAGAAAUGGCAUGGGCGGAGCAGAAGCAACACGGCAGCAGAAGCAGCAAGGAAGUCCAUCAUGGCAGCUACAUGGGGAGGUCAGUAACGUGGGGGAGUCAGCUGAAGUAUGGGGGAGUGAUGAUGGCUGGUGGAGUUGGUGGAAGAAGUCAAGAGCAGCAGCAAAGGGAGAAGCAGAAACAGAAGCAAAGCAAAAGCAUGGGUGGAGCAGCGUGA